This is a messenger RNA of Drosophila montana, 9068 nucleotides long. It is a transcript of the gene e(y)3, whose product is annotated as enhancer of yellow 3. Lineage: Eukaryota; Metazoa; Arthropoda; Insecta; Diptera; Drosophilidae. The transcript is spliced from 12 exons. The coding region runs from base 665 to 7600 and encodes 2311 amino acids. The record is from RefSeq and is a predicted model, not a curated record.
AUUUUGUCGUGACGAGUACGGUAGUGUUAUAUUCCAAGCGAAAAAGAAAAAACACUGUCAGACAGCGAACAGGGCAUACAUUUAAUAAUGAAUUGUUAAAACGAUAGGUGCGCGCCGAAGUAAUAUUGCGUAUGUUCUACGAGCAGUUGAAACAGUUAACAGUUAACGUUAUUUUUUUAUAACAAAUUUAUGCGUCGUCGUCUGCUGCUGCUCAAUCGUUAAAAAGUGCGUGGAAAAGUGUACGAAACCAAUACACGGAAAGUGGGACAACCGAGCGCUGCGCUUGUUGGUGUAUGUGCGCUGUGUGUGUGUGUAGUGUGUAUGUUUGUGUGCGGUGUGUACUGUGUGUGUGUGUGCGAGACGAGUACAAGUACGGGUAAUUUGUACCGACUACAGUCUCACGUCAAUGUGUACGACAAUGUUUUUUUUUGUAUAUUAAAUAAAUAGUACGAAAAAGUGCAACGAAAUGUUUACAAAGUGUGCAAAUAAAAACAAAACAUGCUCCAUGUCUUAACACACACCGACAAAGACACGCGCACACCAAUAUACACGCGAAUUGCAUGCAAAGAGAAGGCGCUCAACUUCUACUCCAUCUUCUUUUGUCUGACGUUUUGCCGCAUGGCAAAAGCAAACUGCGUUUUGGUGUGGAUAAAGGAAUAAAGCAAUGAAUGAUUUACGCCAGCAACAGGUACAGGUAGCAGCAACAUCAUCCUCAGUUAGCCUGGCAGCAACGCCACUCUGCUCCAACAGCUCCACGAGCAGCAGCAGCAGCAGCAGCAGCCACAAUAUCAACAGCAACAGUUCCAGCGCCAGCGUCAGUCCACGUUCCAGCUCCAAUUCGAAUUCGAGCAUCGGUUCGAACUGCAAAUCAGCCAUAGCGACGACGACGACAACAACAGGCGGCAGCAGUCUCCAGCGGCAGCAGCUACAGGAAGAAGAGGAGGACCAGCAGGUGGUUAGCUCCACAUCGUCGCCGGCACAGCGACAGCAGCAGCAACAGCAGCAGCACCACCACCACCACCAACAACAAUUGAAUGUGUCGACAGCAGCAACAGCGCAGCGCCAACAACAGCAACAUCAGCACCAACAACAUCAUCAUCAGCAACAACAUCAUCAUCAUCAGCAGCAGCAGCUGGUGGGUCAAAUAACCAGCACCACAGCAUCGCCGCCGCAGCACAGACUGCGCGACGAUGCGCAGCUGCCAAAUAGCCCAAGCAGCAGCAGCAACAACAGCACUGGACCAUCAGGAGCAGCAGCAGCAGCAGCAACAACAACAAGCGAAGCAGCAGCAGCAGCAAUGGCCGCCACAGCUUUAGAUGUGAAUGGCGAGGAAAACAAUAGCAGCAGCGGCGGCAGCAGCAGCGGUGGCAGCAGCAGCAGCGGUGGCAGCGGCAGCAGUCAUAAGCUAAUACUGAAGCUCUCCAAGCACGGCAGCCAGACAAGCGAAUCUCUAACGGGCAACGAUGAGCGACGCGUGGAGCCGCUGCGCAUACAAUUGCCCACACAGUUGCCGACAACGAAUACGGCGCAAAUGUUGCAGGGAGUGCAGAUGGUGCAGCCGACGAUGGGGCAGCAGGGUAUUGUGCCGAAGAUAACAAUAAGACCAAUUAAAGCGCAGCAGGAUAUGGCAACGAAUUCGGAUGCGUCGUCAUCGUGCUCAUCCUCGUCGUGCGCCGAUGACGAGCAGCUGCCACACAUUGUGCCCAAGCUGACGAUACGCGCCGCCAACGAGGAGCGUGUGAGUAGCGUUGUGCCCAAGUUAAUAAUCAAGAUGCCCGAUGCGGGCGGAGGAGGAGGAGGAGGAUUGGGUGGAUGUGGAGGAGGAGGAGGAGGAGGAGGAUGUGCUGCAAGCGAAGCCAGCAAUUGCCAUAGUCCCCUCAAAACAGUUGGUGCAAACGCUGCCCUUGGCCCCACAACGGGCGCAUUGCCCAAGCUAACCAUCAAGACCACCAAAUUGGAUGGCAACGGUGGCAGCGAGACGCAGCUGAUCAGCUGCAGUCUGUCGCCAGCAUCGGCGUCCAGCUCAUCAGCCAGCUCCUACUCGGGCAGCGACCAGCCGCCCCCAGCGAUGCCCACAGUGCCCAAGCUGAUGAUCAAGACAACGCACGCCGGCAGCAGCUGUAUCAGCAGCGCGGAGCAGCAGCAGCAGCAGCAACAGCAACAACAGCAGCAGCAGCAACAACAAAUAAUACCAAAGUUAACCAUCAAAACGGGCGGCAACAAUAACCAGGAGCAACUGCAACUGCAGCAGCAGCAGCAGCAGGUGCAGAUGCAGAUGCAGGCUCAGCACACGGUGAUUAUGACGCACGAUGCUAAGAAUGCGCAAUCCAUACCCAAGCUGACCAUCAAGACCAAGUCAAUUGAGCUGGAGGAUGAGGAGCAGCAGCAGCAGCAACAACAACAAUUGGUGCCCAAGCUGACCAUCAAGACGAACAACAGCACCGAACAGCAGCAGCAGCAGCCGCACCUCAAGCUAACCAUCAAGAAUCUGUGUUCCCCCAAGCACAAGGUGCGCGCCGUGCUCGAAGAGAAGGUCAGCACCUUCUCCUCCAAGCUGACGCUCACCAAUGGCGGCGACAAUACCAACAUAGCAGCAGCAGCAGCAGCAACUGUUGCCGAUGACAGCGAAGCGGAUGAGCAGCGUCGCAAUUCCGAUGAUAUGGACAUUGAUGAUGCGCUCUCCAAGGAGCAUGAUCCCAAAAUGUUUCACAAUCUGCCGCCGGCGCACAGCAGCAAUGGCAUUGCACAGCAGCAGCAGCAGAAGCAACAGCAACACAAUAUUGUGGACAUGGUGGAUCUGACUUCAUCGCCCUCGCCGGGCUCCUCGCCAGCGCAUGUCAACAGCAAUAGCUACGCCACAGCAGCAGCAGGAACAGGAACAACAGCAGCAGCAGCAGCAGCAAUAAAUCGCAGCCUGUCCACAACUCAAUCGCAAAAUCUGUUGCUCGAGUGUCUGCAGAUGCGAGCAGCAGCAGCAGCAGCAGCUGCAGCGACAUCAACUGGCAGCAGCAACAUAAACAUCAACAACAACAACAACACAAACAGCAGCAAUCCCGCCUCGCCCAACUCCAAUAUACUGCUCAGCCAGCUAACAGCGCCGCCCAAGAGCUUCAGCAGCAGCAGCAGCAGCAACAACAACUUGAGCAGCAGCAAUUCAACAGCAGCUUCCAAAUAUCCGCAGCUAACCGAACGGCUGAUGGCCAAUGGGGCAGCGGUGGCUGUUGCAGCAACUGUUGCUGCUGCUGCCGCACAGCAGCCGAUUAUCGAUUCCAUUGAGAUUCUGGACACGCCCGAGGGCAGCCCACACUCACAAUCGACGCCCUAUAUGCAAAGUGCCUACGAGUCGGAGGAGACGCCGCCGCCGCCGCCGCCACCAACGCAGCUCAGCAAUCAUCUGAAUCACAUGAAUCUAAAUCUAAAUCUAAAUCACAAGCCAGACAAUCAGCAACAGCUGCAGCUGCAAUUGCAGCAGCAGCAGCAGCACAACAACAACGAGAACCAUUUGAAGCGCCAGCAGCAGCAGCACCAGCACCAGCAACACCUACAGACCGAGCCAGAAUCUCCCAGUGGCCUGCCGCCAAGUAAACAGCGGCGCCUGGACAACAAUGAAAACGAUCAGCAGACGCACAACUGCAGCAAUGACACGGCAGCAACAGUUGCUGCCGGCGCAACAGCAGCAGCAGCAGCAGGAACAACUGGACAACAGCCAACGCAUCGCAGUCGCAAGCAGAAGCACGAACGCAUACUCAACACGGAGCUGGAGGAGGCACAGCAACAGCCGGCGGCGCACGUGGAACACGCCCUCAGCAAUGGCAGCCUGCUGCUGGCCGAGGAGCGUCUGGCGGUGGCGACAGCGGCGUCUGCCUUCAGCGAGCAGCUGUCGUCGCAGGAGGCGCACGUAUCGGCGGCCGGGACACCGCUGCCAGUGAGCGGCACGGGCAGGCGGCGGGGGCGACCCAAGCGCAAUGCCACCGAGAUGACAACGACGCCAGCGACGACGACGCCAACAACGCCCGCGCCACCAGAAACGCUGCUGGAGGCCACCAUGGGGGACAGUGCGGUGCAGUCGCGACGGGUGCAGCUGCUGCGCAAGCGAUUGGCCAUCGACAUGGUCAGUGCGGAGCAGCCGGAGCUGCUGGCAACAGCGCACGCGGCACCCACGGAGCUGAAGCCCAUGGAGGAGGAUGCCGCGCAGCAGUUGCUGGCGACGGCGGCGGCGAUGACAACGCCGACGCGACGCAACGAGCAGCGGCCGCUGCGUGCCACCCGACGCAGUGCAGCCACGCCAGGCGGCACACCAGCCGGAACGCCAGCAAAAGUAACGCGCAAGCGACAAAGCAAAGCUGCAACUGCUGCUGCUGCUGCUGCCGCGGCGGCGGCGGCGGCGGCAACUGUUGCUACUGCGAUGAUGCCGCGUUUUGGCGGCGACACGGCCAUGGAGAGCAACAACAAUGGCAUGGCCUAUGCCCUGGCCACACAAAUCGAUCUAACCAUGUGCUCAUCCUCAUCCUCCACCAGCAAUGGCAGCGCCGCAAUAACAACAACAACAGCUGCUGCAGCAGCAGCACAAGCAGCAACGGCAGCAGCUGCGGCUGCGGCUGCAACUGUGGACAGCAGCAAUUGUUCCAUGUUGCCGCCAACAACAAUAUUAUCCUCCUCCGAUCCGCUGCCGGAUGUCAUCUUUCAGCCCAACGACUUCUCAUCGAUAACAGCCACACAGCAGCUGCGCUCGCCGCGCACCAACAACAACAACAACAGCAACACGAACAGCAUCAGCGGCGGCAGCCAGCAUGAUUCCCAUGAUGAGGACAACUACAGCGCGCUGGAGAACUCUGGUGAUGAAUCCUCGGCCCAGGGCAAUCUCUUGAGCGGCUUUGGCAGUAGUCCAGCGGCGCCUGUGACGCCAACGCGCGGACGCGGACGUGGACGCGGCUCGAGAGGCGGCGGCGGCGGCGGCGCUGGCUCAGCGCGCAGCAGCAGCGGCUCCAGUCGCAACAACACAAAUGCCGCACAGCCGCGUGUGCCGCGCAUGAGUCGAGGCGCCAGCGCCGUUGCCAAGGCCAUCGCACAGAGUCGGCCGCGCUGCGUGGGCGGACUCAAGCACCAGCCGGAUCCGGAGCGGCUCAAGGGUUUCUUUAGUCCGUCACCGCAGGUGUUCGAGGAGGACACACGCAUGAGCGCCGAUCUGAAUAACAGCAAUCAAUCGGUAACGAGCAUGGAACCUCCGUUAACGCCACAAAAGCAACCGGACUUCCUCAACAACGAGGAGUCGCAAUCGUCCAUGUUGAGCGGCGUCAGUUUAAUGGACUCGAAUCAGGGUCAAUCUGUGGACGCGAUACUCGGUUCGGCACUGAAACGACCCAAGAAGAAGAAAAUGGAGAUUUGCGUGGCCGAAGAUACGGAUUUCAAGGCAUCCAGCAUUGCGGAGUAUGAUUGGCCGCCGCCCAAGGGCUGUUGCCCGUCCAAGAAUCGCGACACCUUCAUGAUACAGGAGCAGGUGGCCCUCUAUCUGGGCAUCACCAGCUUUAAGCGCAAAUAUCCCGAUUUGCCGCGUCGCGCCGUCGACAUGGAGGAGCGCAAUUGGCUGCAGGAGAAGGGCCUGGUCAGCGAAAAGAUGUGCGAUCUGGGCAUCACCGCUGUCUGGGCCUCCGACAUACUGGACAUCAUGUAUGCCGAUUUCUAUGACAAGUACGAGGAGUACAAGGAGUACAUACGCCAAAAGCAUCUGCGCGACAUCGAGGCCAAACAGAAGGCGCUCGGCCUAACUGUCGGCAAUGGGCGUGGCCUGCAGGCACGCGAUCGCGCCAUGCUCUCCACCAGCAAAUGGAAUGUGUACUUUAACAAGACGCGCAAGGAGGAGCGUGUCGCCUGCCUGGAUCUGCAAACGUUCACCAUGAAUUUGCCGGUGCCGCGCACAGCGGCCAGUUCCACGCUGUUGCAUCGCUCCAUCACGAAUGUGGUGCGCGAAGCCGCUCAGGCCGAGAAUAUGCCAGCGCCGCCCCAGCUGCUGGCGCCGCGGGUCUAUGAUGCCGCCUACCAAGACUCCGAUUACGUCUAUCCGCUGGCCCUGGUGCCAGGCCAAUUUACGUCCAACUAUCGCCAGCUAACGCCUGCCGAGCUGAGGGCAUACCCGCUGAAUACAGCACUGGAUAAGCCGCUGAAGCAGCAGGAGCAGCUGCUGCUGCCCGAUGGUGUCAAAGCUCCGCCAACGAAGUCACAGACAGCGGCGCUGCGGCGCAGUCAGCGUUCGCGACAGCAGCGCAACAACGAUCCGGCCAAAACAAGCAGCGCCUCCGAUGCCAGCGGCAGCAGCAGCAGCAGCAGCAGUGACGCCAGCAGCAGCGAAUCUGACAGCGACGCUGACAGCGACAGCAGCUGCAGCAGCAGCGCCAGCAGCCACAGCAGUCGCAGCAGCAAUAGCAGCACCAGCAGCAACAACAGUUCCAUAAACUCCGCCAGCGAAACUGAGCAGAAACGCGAACAGGAUGCCAGAUUGACGUCCAAUUGCGGCGUCUGCCAGCGCACACAGCAUCGCAAUGCGAGAAAUAUGCCCGAGGCCUUUAUACGCUGCUACAGCUGUCGGCGCAGAGUGCAUCCCAGCUGUAUUGAGAUGCCGCACCGCAUGGUCGGACGUGUGCGCAACUACAAUUGGCAGUGCGCGGAUUGCAAAUGCUGCAUCAAAUGCGGCAGCAGCCAGCAGCCGGGAAAAAUGCUCUACUGCGAGCAAUGCGAUCGCGGCUAUCACAUUUACUGCCUGGGCGUCAAAGCGGUGCCCGAGGGUCGCUGGAGCUGUGAACGCUGCUCAAUUUGCAUGCGCUGCGGCGCCACACGCCCGGAGGGUCUGCCGCAGGCGUCGUUGCUCUCGCCAAAUGGCGUCAGCGGGGGAGGGGAGAAGUGCGUGAAGCCUGUUAAACACAAAAAGGUCAAAUGGAUGAACGAGUAUCGCAUCGAUCACAUCACCAAACUGCGCGAACACUGCGCCAUGCUCUGCGUGCCCUGUGCACGCGCCAAGCCCACCAAGCGAACGCCGCCCACAACGCCCAGCGGCAGCAACGGCAACGGCAACGGCAGCGGCAACGGCAGCAACAAUAGCUGCGCAGAUUCGCCAACAUUAGCUGUCCAGUUGCCGUUGUCUGUGCAGGCCAAUGGCGCCACGGAUGCAACAGCUGCGCUCAGUCCAAGAAGCUGCAGCAGCAGCAGCUGCAGCAGCAGCACGGCGAGCAUCAUCAUGGCGCCGCCGCUGGCAGCGGAGGCAAUUGCCGGCGGCGGCGGCGGCACCCUGCCCAUUGGCGGCAAGCGAAUGCCACAACAGGUGCAACAGCUGGUGGUGAACAGAAUCCAGGACAUGGCAAUAAUGCAGUGCAGCACCACCACCAGCAGCAGCAGCAGCAGCGGCAGCAGCAGCAGCAGCUUUAAUGAUGCGACUGCGUCAACAGCAGCAGCAACAAUAAUUGCGACAACAGUAACGCCCGCCGCCAGCAACAGCUCCAACUCAGUCGCAGCAACAGUUGCUGCAACAGCAACAAUAACAACAACCACAACAACAGCAGCAGCCACAGCCACAGGAAUUGGCAUAGCUCCGCCGCCGGUUGUUGCCUGAGUGGGGGUUAUACGUUAUUGUGCCAAGCGCACUUUAACGGACUUGUAGUAAGCGCGGGUCGCCCCCCCCCCCUGCCUGCCACCCUCCAAUCAACCCCGACCGAAAUCCUAAACCACCAACCCUGCCUAAACAGCAAUCCCCGCCUAUCCCCCUUCUCCCACACACACACACACACACACAAGUGCAUAGUAUUAACAAGCAAAAACACAAGCUAUUUUUGUAUAUGUAUGCGGUUGGGCGUAUGUUUAUUGAUUAUAUAUAUAUAUAUUAAUGCAAUUUUUUUUUGUUUUAUCUUUAAUUGUUUUAUAUUCAUAUAAAUACAACUUAAUUUAAUGCCCACAAUAAUUAUGUUACUUAAGCGAUCGCAAGAUAAAUAUGUUACGGACACAUGACAACAAAAUGAUCAACAAAUUUAUGUUUAUGCCUAAGUUGAGUUUGUUUAAAUUAGCGAAUAAGUCACAAUACACGCCCACACGAACACACCCACACGAGAACACCAACAACAAACACACACAUACACUUGGAGUUUCUUAGCUGCAUUUUAGUUAAUUUUACUUUUUUAAUUUUUUAAUUGUAUGCAAAACUUUUGGCGUUGCCACAUGCCAUUUAACAAGUGCAGCAGAAUCGUCUGGCAACGUAUUUACAAUUUCUUAACUCAUAACAACCUCUUUCUUCCUUAUGCCCAUUCUCUUUGUUCCUCAUUCAUUACACACACGCACACACACACAUCGCCUCUACUUUUAGGACAUCGCAUAUUGUGUAUUUUUUUCUUUUGUGUUUGUUCGUUUCGUUUAUAAUAUUUAAAUAUUUAUAUAUCGAAACAUAUACAAAAACAAUUAUGUCUCUAUGUACGUCGUUAGCCUAUAAAAUUGUACUAUACGAAUAAAUAAGCUACAAAUAAAAAAUAACAUAUGUAAUAAAUGAAAUUGGGCCGAAACUACUAUAAUAUAUAUAAAUAUAUAUAUUUUUUUUUUCGUUCAAAUUGUGUAUGUACUUCUUAAUACUAUUUUUUGUAAACUGUAAGCUAGCCAUGUAAAUGAUUUAAGCCCAGAAUGCAAAUGCAUAUGUAUGUGUGUAUGUUCAUAUAGGCGUAUGUGCAUGCAUAUGUACCUGUGUAUGUGUGUACAUAUAAGUAGUGUCUUCUUAUAUAUUAAAAAGUAUAUAUAUAUUUUUUUUUGUUGGGCGGCAGCUGCUUUGUGCUAGUUGCUUUUGUAAUGCAACAGCGACAACAAACAACAAGAAGCAACAUUUACUAUUUAAUUAGGCCUAAGAAUGUAUUAUACAUGUAAUUUAUGCUAACGUGCACACACACACACACAUAGAUAUACACAAUUAAAAAAACAAAAGAGAACAGUUAAGCACAAGCAACAACAAAAUGAAAAUUAUUUAAGUAAAUGUGUGAAAGAAUUUCAAAAAAAAAAAAAAAGAAAGAAAGAAGGAAUAAGAAAAAGUGGCAACGCUGACAAAA